CCGAUGUUCCAAGCCACAAACGGCACCCAUGACGGCCCGCAAAAGUGGGUCAUGAUAUUGGGCUGGUUUGCUUCAAGUGUUUGUGGCUACUUGGGAUACCCGUGCGUCAAAGCUGGUUGGAUUACUCGGGCUUUUCGUGCAACCUGUGUAGGAUAUUUUAGCUGCAAUAUGAUACCGUAUUUGCUUGGGCCGUGCAAAUUUAGCGAUUAUUUACUCCGAGCGGGUUUGAUUGUAAAUUCGAUCUCCUCGUUCAUCGUUUCUGCAUUUUGGUGCGUUGGAUUUGGUGAAUGGGUGCUUUUGAUGCUUAUGGAGCACAUGUUCCAAAUUUUUGCUGCUCUGGUACUUCUGGAGAAGGACGUGGCGCCACACGUGUUUGCUACACUCGCUGGCAACAUUGUGUCAUAUUUAUUCCGAGCAGAUGUGCCUGAGUAUGAUAGCGGCAUAAGCAAAAUUGAGAAAAGGUUGUGGGCGGCAUGCACCAUUACAGUCGUGGUGCUAUUGGUCGGCGGCAUGUGGAAGAGCAACCAUCGGAGCAUCCAAUAUCUGAACCGAAAGUUCAGUGCGAUGUCCGAAAUCUUGGCGAUGUCAAACGAACAGAUGGAAAAGAUUCCUGAGACUGGACCUCUAUUGACGCCACCAACCUCACAAAAUCUUAGUGGAUCACGCAGCAGUCGCAGCAGCGAUCCGGUCUCUCCUGCGAGCGCCUCUGUUUUGGGCAGCAGUACUUGGAUCGAUGGCCUUGAGACCCUACAGUGCGUGGGGCAAGGCGCUUUUGGUUCAGUCUACUUUUGCCGCUACAACAAACGCGACGCCGCCGUGAAGGUAAUGACCUGGCAGCAGAACAAAAAAUCCAAAGUGAACCCGGUCAGAGAGGCUGAGCUGUGUCUCAAACUUCGGCAUCCUAAUCUGGUUCAGACCUACACUUUCUUCACACGAGAUGUUGGAUCAAAAGCAACGGUACAGGAGAUGUGGAUUAUCCAGGAAUGGUGUGACUUGGGGACGCUGAACAACUAUGCUUCAACAAAGCCCUAUGAACGACCGAAAGCUCGUGCGCGAAUCAAAGACAUCUUAAUCGAGAUUUGUAAGGCCACUGCCUACCUCCAUGCAUCCGAUGUGAUCCAUGGCGACCUAACGUCGAACAAUGUUCUGCGACAAAGCCUUGAUCUUGGAGAGGCGAAGGUGGUGGAAGAGGAGAGCGCAGUGUGCGACUCCUUCACUUGCAAAGUCUGUGACUCGACUCGAUCUGUAUGGAAUCCAUCUGUCAGAAUUGAUGAAUUCUAUGUACCUUUUUUUCCCAUCUUUGCAAAGUGCACUAUUUUUUACAUAGGUACAUAA
This is a messenger RNA of Cladocopium goreaui, 1335 nucleotides long. NCBI's taxonomy places the organism in Eukaryota, Dinophyceae, Suessiales, Symbiodiniaceae. The record is from the annotation of a GenBank genome assembly.